AUGAAGAUGGUUAUGUUCAUUUCCGGCACGGCCUUCAACUUUUGGACCUUCUCACUCCAGGUCUUUCAAGCGGGUCGAGGUCAUUUCGAGACUGUGCCGAUGAGUCUCUCGCCGAAACCCUCGCUUGGCUCGAUAUCCAGACAACUCUCCUCAAAACAAACUCUUCCCAAGGUCACUACUCUCGAAAACUUCCAUCUUGGCAUGACACCGAAGUGCCCACUGCUUUUCGAGAUAUUCUUCAUGCACGUCAGAGCAUGGAUAGACUUUUCUUUCGACCUGCUCGGUAGUCAGAAACGUCUUAGGAAUGACCUCGCAUCCUGGUCAAGGACCUUCGGUACCUACACCAAGAGAAUGUGGCCUGUUAUUGGGGAUCAAGAUAAAGUUGCCUACAGCUACCUACCGGUGUAUCACGAGAUGGCGUUCAUCAUCGUCGAAACCAGUCUCUAUCCAACGGACGAAUCGAUAUUCGACCGCUACACAGACAACUUUGUCUUCAUUUUGUCGGCGAUAAAAGAUAUCCUGGAGGCCAUGUUACCCGUGCCACUAGCUCAUGAGGCAUCGAAGCACUGCACUCAGCGGUUCAGCUACUCUGCUCAAAUGGGUCUGAUCCCGCCGCUUUAUUACACAGCCAUGAAGUGUCGAGUACCAAUUCUCAGGAGACAGGCCGUUGAACUUGUCACCACAGGACUCCACGAAGAAGGCAUUUGGGACACGUCCUUGUCGGCACAGAUGGCCAGAGAAGUAAUCUCGUUGGAAGAAAAAGGCUUAUGUGGAUAG
This is a messenger RNA of Colletotrichum gloeosporioides, 777 nucleotides long. RefSeq lists its product as uncharacterized. The record is from RefSeq and is a predicted model, not a curated record. The transcript has 2 exons. Lineage: Eukaryota; Fungi; Ascomycota; Sordariomycetes; Glomerellales; Glomerellaceae. The coding region runs from base 1 to 777 and encodes 258 amino acids.